UGGAGAACAACUCCAAGGCAAGCCCCCGCUAACACGGCAAGCUCCAAGCACACAGACCAAAGCAUGAAAUCCAUAAAAGGCUAAAUAUCCGAUCCUGCGAUCACGGCAACCGGUGACUGAACCCUCCCCUCUGCUAAAACUUGUCAACAACGCAACUGGCCGCGGGCCAAGCCCAGGCCUUAUACUCCCGCUGCCGUAGCCUCAGAUCUAGGGGAACCUAGACCGGAAGCACACAGACACACCAACAAAGCAAAGAAAUUACUAUUUACCCACCACCUCGACCUCAUCAGAUCCGAGGAAAACCCGGAAUGGUACAAAACCGGAUGGGGGAAAUCCAGCCGGUAAACAGAGACGGAAAAAACAAACACACACACACAAAAAAAACACCCCAACUCCACACGCCUCACCUUAUUGAUCACCAACCAACGACCACCAUCGUGCAACUGUUUUGUUCACGUCUUUCUUGGUUUGUAUUUUUAUUUAUAUAUAUACAAACUGAACUGGGUAUACAAAAUUGAAGUGGGUCAACUCAACUGCUCCCUAGAUAAUCACCCCACCCACCUCCACUUGAGUACCCUUUUCUUUAGAACAGAGAUCUACAGAGACAGAAACAGAGGAGAGAGAGAGAGAGAGAGAGAGAGAGAGAGAGAGAUGAAGGCAUUUUCCAUAUUCAUUGCGUUGUUCCUCAUCUCAGGUUCAUGUCCAGAGUACGCAAAUUCACAGACAGAUUCAUGUGGCUCCAAUCUCACGGCCGUCAACGGCGCUCAAUUCCUAUUCGACACUUCUUCUCUCAACUGCGACGCCGUUUGGACUGCCCAGGAUUACAUCCUCAGAUAUGCACAAGCAUCCCCGAACGUGUGGAGCUUCGUUCUCUCAGCUCCAAACAUUGACUGUUACGUAGCCAUGGGAUUUUCCCCCAACGGCGACAUGGUGGGUUCGAGCGCGAUCGUGGGUUGGGUCGACUCCGACGGCGUCGGCGGUGUGAAACAGUACUACCUCGGGGGCCAAACGCCGGCCCAGGUGCUACCGGACCAAGGGAACCUCGUUAUAAUCGGGAAUUCAACCUCUAUCGUAGCUGUUGACUCGACUAUAUACAUGGGUUUCCAGUUGAACGCCUCCACGCCGAGGAACCAGCUGAUUUAUUCCGUCGGACCCGCCGGGAUAUUACCUUCUUCGCCGUCGUACCGGUUGACUCAGCACCAAAAUAUGGUCACCACUACAAUGAAUUAUCUCACAGGUCAAACUCAAACGGUAAAAGCUCCAUACUCAAACCUGAAAAAGAACCAUGGGAUCUUGAACAUGUUGGGGUGGGGGAUCCUACUGCCGAUUGGCGCGAUCGUCGCUCGUCACUGCAAGGAAUGGGAUCCAAUCUGGUUUUACUCCCACAUCUCAAUCCAAUCACUUGGUUUUAUUUUGGGUUUAGCAGGUAUAUCUUGUGGUUUUGUCUUGGAACACAAGCUCAGUGCCAUUGUCAGCCACCACAAAGGCAUUGGCAUCUUCAUUCUCAUACUAGGGUGCCUUCAGAUGAUGGCAAUUUUGGCUAGGCCUGAUAAGGCCUCCAAGCGUAGAAAAUACUGGAACUGGUACCAUCACAAUGUGGGAAGGCUAAUGAUAUUUUUUGCAGUAGUGAAUGUUUUCUAUGGAAUUCAUCUGGGCUUGGCUGGGAGAGGAUGGGAUGUUGGUUAUGGUAUUGUUCUUGUAGGGUUGUUCAUCAUUGCUGCUGUUUUGGAGGUUAGGAUGUGGAUGAGGAAAUAGAUUGUUUGAUGUACACAUAAUUGUAUGUUGCUUCAUGUAUUUUGAUCGCUAUUGUUUUGGUGAAAGUUUUUUGCAUAUGUGAAAAUCUAUCUCUCUCUCUCUCUCAUCAUUGCUGCUGUUUUGGAGGUUAGGAUGUGGAUGAGGAAAUAGAUAGUGUAGUUGUUUGAUGUACACAUAAUUGUAUGUUGCUUCAUGUAUUUUGAUCGCUAUUGUUUUGGUGAACGUUUUUGCAUA
Molecule: messenger RNA, 1989 nt
Organism: Rhododendron vialii
Lineage: Eukaryota; Viridiplantae; Streptophyta; Magnoliopsida; Ericales; Ericaceae
Product: cytochrome b561 and DOMON domain-containing protein At3g07570-like
Exons: 4
Coding region: 652-1755 (367 amino acids)
Source: RefSeq, a predicted model, not a curated record